Molecule: messenger RNA, 1458 nt
Organism: Lentinula edodes (shiitake mushroom)
Lineage: Eukaryota; Fungi; Basidiomycota; Agaricomycetes; Agaricales; Omphalotaceae
Product: sphingolipid C9-methyltransferase
Exons: 5
Coding region: 1-1458 (485 amino acids)
Biological process (GO): cellular response to biotic stimulus
Source: RefSeq, a predicted model, not a curated record
AUGUCCGAGUCGAAAGUCAAGGUCACCUCUUAUCCUGCCAUUGCAAACGCGCCUCUAGUAGGUCUUGCUGAAGGCAAUGACACGUUCAGCAACCUUCACCUUGCUGGACUUGUCCUUUUCGUCCCUUGGUUAUUGAAACGACUUCUUCCGCUGGUAAACCGCGGCGGUUUCAAGACAUAUCUCUUCCUGUUAUUGCUCACAGGACUUCCUACUACUCUUGCGUACUGGAUGGUCAUGUCUCGUAUUGGCAGUCGUAAAAACGAAAAGGUUCGGCUGCCGGGCAAAAAUAUCGAGGAGUACAUAACUAUCAAAGACCCCGAGCUCAAAAAGCUUUACAAUGGCAAGGAAAAAAUACCCAUGCAGGUUUUCCAUGAUGCUUUUUUCGACGGGAAGAUUGAAUUCAACGGUGACAUUCUUGAAAUUAUGGAACAACGACAUGACUGGGCCAAGUUCACCAUGACAUGGUCUCUUCUGAAAUAUGUCCUCACCGUUCUCAUUCCAGACGUCAUCACCCAUUCUCGUGAACAGGACGCAGACCAGGUCACUGAACAUUAUGACCGAGGCAACGACUUCUACUCCUGGUUUUUGGGUCCUCGUAUGAUAUACACCUCCGGAGUUGUCCUAAAUCCUGAUGAGAAAGAAACGCUUGAGCAGUUGCAGGACAACAAACUGGCCAUAGUUUGCUCCAAACUGAACCUCAAACCGGAGGAUAGAUUACUGGACAUUGGUUGUGGUUGGGGAACCCUUACUGCUUACGCUGCCAAGAACUUCGAUUGCGACGCGACCGGAGUCACUCUUGCCAAGAACCAGACCGAAUUUGGUAACAACAGGAUCCAAGAAAAUGGUAUCUCCUCCGAAAAAGCGCGUAUACUCUGCUGCGACUUCCGCGAAAUCGCAGAAAAGAAGCCUAGUGGAACCUACACAAAAAUUGUCUCUCUCGAAAUGGCCGAACACGUUGGUAUCCGGCGCUACCAGACUUUCCUGCGUCAGGUAUACAACCUCCUGGACGACGACGGUAUCUUUGUGUUCCAGGUUGCUGGUUUCCGUCAGUGCUGGCAAUACGAGGACCUUAAUUGGGGCUUGUUCAUGAACAAGUAUGUUUUCCCUGGGGCCGACGCUAGCUGUAGCUUAGGAUGGGUUGUAAGCCAGCUCCAAAACGCCAAUUUCGAAGUGAAGAAUAUCGAUGUCCUUGGAGUACACUACUCUGCCACGCUUCACCGCUGGUACGAAAACUGGCUGUCAAACCAUGAUGAAAUUGUCGCCAAGUACGGUGACAGAUGGUACAGGCUUUGGGCCUUCUUCCUUGCUUGGAGUGUUAUUACCAGCAGGCAAGGAAGUGCUUCGGUCUUUCAAAUAACUCUGCAUAAAAACCUCAACGCUUAUCACCGUAUCGAGGGAGUUAAAUCGCAUGCUUCCAUCCAUGUCAAGCUUGAAAAGGAGCCUGAGCUCAUUCUAUGA